Molecule: messenger RNA, 1267 nt
Organism: Naegleria gruberi
Lineage: Eukaryota; Heterolobosea; Eutetramitea; Acrasida; Naegleriidae
Product: acyl-Coenzyme A dehydrogenase
Exons: 3
Coding region: 59-1243 (394 amino acids)
Cellular component (GO): mitochondrion
Molecular function (GO): acyl-CoA dehydrogenase activity; flavin adenine dinucleotide binding
Source: RefSeq, a predicted model, not a curated record
AUCAAGAGUCAUUGCCUCACGUGUUUUAAAGAAUAAUAAUCAAAAAUGCAUCAAAUUGAUGGCCGGAACACAAAGAUGUGUCUCCAGAUCACCAUUAUUUGAUUUUACCGAAGAAGAAGUCAUGAUGCGUAAUCUUGUUCAAGACUUUUGUAAACAAUCACUUCCGUGGGAGCUUGUUUCCAAGAUGGACAAGGAAUCAAAACUUGACCCAAAAUUGUUGGAUUCAUUGUUUGAAGUUGGAUUAAUGGGUAUUGAAAUUCCAGAGGAAUUUGGUGGCAGUGGAGCUAAUUUUACUUCUUCAAUUAUUGCAAUUGAAGAAUUGGCCAAAGUUGAUCCUUCAAUUUCUGUCAUUGUUGACGUUCAAAAUACUUUGGUUAAUAAUUUGGUUCGUAAUUAUGGUAAUAAGGAACAACAAGAAAAGUAUUUGACUCUUCUUGCUACUAAAGGUCUUGGAUCUUUCUGUUUAUCUGAAGCAAGCUCAGGUUCUGAUGCAUUCUCAUUAAAGACCAAGGCUGAACUCCAAUCUGAUGGAUCCUAUGUUUUGAAUGGUACCAAAUGUUGGAUUACCUCUUCACAAGAAGCAUCUUUCUAUAUCGUUAUGGCCAAUACUGAUUUCUCUAAGGGAUACAAGGGUAUUACUGCCUUUUUGGUUGACAAGACUAAUCCUGGUGUCAAGAUUGGUAAGAAGGAAGAUAAGCUCGGUAUUAGAGCUUCAUCAACAUGUGAAGUUAUUUUGGAAGAUUGUAAAGUUGGCCCAGAAUCAAUUCUUGGAGGUGUUGGUAAGGGUUACAAGAUUGCUAUUGAAAUGCUCAAUGAAGGUAGAAUUGGUAUUGCUGCUCAAAUGAUUGGUUUGGCUCAAGGUGUCUUUGAUUACACAAUGCCAUACUUAAAGUCUCGUAAGCAAUUUGGUACUCCAAUUGCUGAUUUCCAAAUGAUGGAAUAUCAUUACAGUAAACUUGCUACUGAAAUUGAAGCUGGUAGAUUAAUGGUUUAUAAUGCUGCCAGAAUGAAGGAAGCUGGACAAGUAUUUACUAAGGAAGCUGCUAUGGCCAAGUUUUACACCUCAGAAGUUGCUGGAAAUGUUGCAACCAAGUGUAUUGAAAUGUUGGGUGGUGUGGGAUUCUGUCGUGAUUUCAGUGCUGAGAAAUAUUAUAGAGAUUGUAUUAUUGGUAAGAUUUAUGAAGGUACCAGUAAUAUCAACUUGGUCACCAUUGCCAAACAUGUAAAAAAGCAAUACGAUUAAUUUCUUAAUAAAUUAAUUUAUUUU